UCGAAGUUUUGCUGUCGCCCACGGUGGCACCCACUUCAGAGCGAAUCUCUACGUACUCCCCAAUCUCUCGCACCGUCUUGCCAUGCUGUCCGUCGCUCGGUCUGCAUCGAAGCCACACCUGCUUCCCGCACAUUCAUCUCAUUCUACUCGAGUGUCGUCGGCCUGACACGCACAAACUGGCGCACCGGCGGUCAUCCAGCGCCGCAGCCUGUAACCGCAGAGGUCGGCAAUGCUUCAGACAUCGACGAGGGUGACGAUGGCAGCAGCGCACCGAAAGCCCCUUCAAGCGCAAACCAUCCAAAACUCCCACCCCGGAGUCUACCAAGCCCACCGGACCGCCAUGAAGAAAGCCUUCCCGCAGGGUUGGUCUCCGCCUCGCAAACUCUCGCGAGAAGCCAUGGACGCCCUCCGUGGCUGCAUGCCACCGACCCGGAGACGUUCACGACCCGCUGCUCGCGUCAAACUUCCGCAUCAGCCCCGAGGCCGUGCGCAGGAUCCUCAAGAGCAAGUGGGAGCCUACAAACGAACAGCGCGCGCGUCUGGCGGAGAAGGAGCGCUGCAUCGGAAGAAUGGCUUAAGCAGAAACGGCUCGAUGAACUACAGACGCAGCGCGUGCAAGAGGAGUUAGGACGAGGAUCGGGGGGAAGGGGCGAAGAAGGAUAGACUGAUGUUCGGAGACCAUUGAACCACCAGCAGUUCUUGACGGACCACGGA
Molecule: messenger RNA, 714 nt
Organism: Fomitopsis serialis
Lineage: Eukaryota; Fungi; Basidiomycota; Agaricomycetes; Polyporales; Fomitopsidaceae
Exons: 2
Source: RefSeq, a predicted model, not a curated record